ACUGCGUUGAUGGUGAUGAUGAUGCCUUCAAUCUCCAACAGCAACAACACCCACACUCCUUUCCCUUCUCUCUCUCUCUCUUUCCUCUCUUCACUCAACUCAACUCUUUCCUUCUUCUUCUUCCUCCUUUCAUUUCUCACCACGGCCAAUCUCUUCUUCUCCUCGUCCUCCUCCUCCUUCUUUUCAUGCAAUUACUGUAACAUCCCAUGAAACAUAAACUUUUUUUUUUAAGUAACUAACCAAUACUUUCUCUCCAAACUAAACACUUCCUAAUUGUUCUCCAUGGGUGAUAACAACUGUGGCUGUUGGGGUGUCUUGAAACGCGGUGUUUGCAAGUCCUCUGCUUCUCGUGACUCUGCUAAUACAAUUCCUCGUACUAGUCUUGUUUAUGAUGCUGCUACCGAGACAAGAUAUCUAAAUGCUAGUAAUAGAGAGCUUUGCCCUCCAAAUGAAGCUCAUCUUUCAUCUGAUAACCCUGAUCCACCACCAUCAGAUGACAAAUCUCCAUGCCAGCUUCUCCAGUUUACUUUUCAGGAGCUAAAAUCUGCAACAGGAAACUUUAGACCUGACAGCAUUCUUGGAGAAGGUGGUUUUGGCUAUGUCUUCAAGGGGUGGAUAGAGGAAAAUGGGACGGCACCAGCGAAACCAGGUUCAGGGAUUACAGUUGCUGUCAAGAGUUUGAAGCCAGAUGGUCUUCAAGGCCAUAGAGAAUGGGUGGCUGAGGUUGAUGUCCUCGGACAGCUUCAUCAUCCUAAUCUUGUUAAACUCAUCGGUUACUGCAUUGAAGACGAUCAGCGGCUGCUUGUAUAUGAAUUUAUGACCCGAGGAAGUCUUGAAAACCAUCUUUUUAGAAGGACAAUACCUCUUCCAUGGUCCAAUAGGAUUAAGAUUGCACUUGGGGCAGCGAAAGGAUUGGCCUUUCUCCAUGGUGGUCCCGAACCAGUCAUUUAUAGAGAUUUUAAGACAUCCAACAUUUUACUUGACUCGGAAUAUAAUGCCAAACUUUCAGAUUUUGGUCUAGCAAAAGCUGGUCCUCAAGGAGACAAAACACAUGUUUCUACUAGGGUUGUUGGAACCUAUGGCUAUGCUGCACCAGAGUAUGUUAUGACAGGACAUUUGACAUCUAAGAGUGAUGUCUACAGCUUUGGUGUUGUAUUACUUGAGAUCUUGACAGGCCGAAGAUCAAUGGACAAGAAGCGCCCAAAGGGGGAGCAGAAUCUUGUUGCUUGGGCUCGACCAUAUUUAGCUGACAAGAGAAAACUAUACCAGCUGGUGGAUCCCCGCUUGGAGCUGAAUUAUUCUCUUAAAGGGGUGCAGAAAGUUUCUCAAUUAGCUUACAGCUGCCUCCAUAAGGACCCAAAAUCCCGUCCUACAAUGGAUGAAGUAGUGAAAGUUCUCACUCGAUUGCAAGAUCUUAAUGAUCUCGCCAUCUUAUCCCAUCACUCUCGUCUAUCUCAACAAGGGAGACGUAAGAAGAAACCAGAUGGAUCUGAGCAACUCUGCAACGCUCAAUCCAAAGGCAUUAGAGAUUCUCCCUUGAAUACUGGAAAACAGAGGUGUAGAUGAUCUGCAGUCAAUUCCUGUCAUUAUUGGCUCAACUAUCAAACCAACCAGAGGUUGGGAUGCCACAGUUGUAUCUUCAAUUGUGUGAAGACAAUAUUUCAGGCUUGUUAUACAACUUUGGGGAGUUUGAAAAUUUGCUAGAGGCAGAAAGAUUGGAAGAGGUAAACCAAUUUCCUUUUCUUUAAAACCUUAUACUAAAGAGCUAACCGUGAAUGUGGGACCAUUAUUUGUCACGAUUUCCCAAUGUUGUAAUUAGAUCAAACCUCCCAUUUCCAAGAUUUGCAGCUACCUGAAUGUCAAUUUCUUUGAGUUUUUGGAAUUUGCAGUAUGUUUCUCCAUGACACUAUCUUGUACUUCAAAUCUACACGUUCUCUCUUACAACGAAAAUGUUGUUGACAGUUUGCUUCAAUUUGAAAACCUUAUUGGAUCAUUCAACUCAGUACUAUCUAUAUCUGUAAUUGUGAAUGUUAAAGAUGGGAAGUUUUGUUUUAGUGA
This is a messenger RNA of Durio zibethinus, 2058 nucleotides long. RefSeq names its product serine/threonine-protein kinase PBL34-like. Gene Ontology annotation, molecular function: ATP binding; protein kinase activity. Lineage: Eukaryota; Viridiplantae; Streptophyta; Magnoliopsida; Malvales; Malvaceae. Gene Ontology annotation, biological process: protein phosphorylation. The record is from RefSeq and is a predicted model, not a curated record.